Molecule: messenger RNA, 2198 nt
Organism: Soboliphyme baturini
Lineage: Eukaryota; Metazoa; Nematoda; Enoplea; Dioctophymatida; Soboliphymatidae
Source: the annotation of a GenBank genome assembly
AUGCUGGAAUCCUUGUGUUCGCUGUAUUCGUCGCUGAAUGAGUCAGACUUGUGGUAUUUCAUCUGCCUUCAGCGCUUAGAGAAUCACGACUUGAUCGCUGCUCUCUCCCUCGAACAAGAUGGUCGAUAUUCGCAAGCGGCAGAAGGAUACGAUGCUGUGAUGAUAUCUCAACGAAAGGAAAUCAACAAAGGACGAUAUACCGAACGAAGUUUUAAGGAGUUGCGCUUGUGUGAAGAACGAUGGAUACACUGUCUUAAAGAACUUGGUGAAUGGAAUCACUUGCAUGAGGUUUCUUCGAAAAAGUCUUUUGGUGAUCCGUUGCUGCAUUUGGAAACUUCUUGGCGCACUUGGAACUGGACGUCUUUAAAAGAUACUCUUCAACAGCUCGAAAUCAGUUGCCCAAAGGAUUUCAGUUGGAAAGCGAACUUGUACCGUGGUUAUCUGUACAUGUACAGCCCUGAAGAUCAGCAAUCCGGCUCAAUCAACGUCGUUGUUGACCUGUGCAACAAACAGUUAAUCAAGGAAUGGCGUCGCCUGCCACCCGUCGUCUCCAUCAGCCAUAUGCCGAUUCUGCAGGCUUCGCAAUUAGUCGUCGAGCUUCAGGAAGCGGCAAGCUUAUUGACGGCGUUUACUUCGAACGGAUCACAGCGCAACUUUGCGAAUGACUUGAAACCUGUCAUUAAAACAUGGAGAAACCGUCCUCCUGUGAUUAACGACGAUUUGUAUUACUGGAAUCAACUGAUUGGCUGGAGGCUUCACAACUUCGAACAGAUUGUUGACAUGUUGGGAAAUGAGCCAGUAUGGUUUUAUCAGCAGGCCCAGCAGAUACUUUUAUGUACUCACGCCAUCUCUAGGUGCCUGUUGCAGUUCGCCCAGACAGCAAAGAAGCGAGGCGAUUGCGUUUUAGCAUUCGACACUCUCCAAAGGCUACACGCCGUACCCAGCCUGCCUGUUUAUGACAUCUACCAAAAGGUCCGACAGCAAAUCAAAUGCUGCAUCAAGUCUGCGCUGUACAACCGAAAGCCGUCGACAACGCCCGAGUAUUUGCACCAGGGAUUGGAUGUAAUUGAUAAUUGCAAUAUUUCGCUAUUUCCUAAGGACUAUAUCGCCGAAUUUUACUCACUGAAGGGAAAUAUUCUUUCGCAAUUAUGUCGUUGUGAAGAGGCUCGAAAGGCUUUUCAGACUUGUUUGCAGUUGAACGAUGGCUGCGUUCAUGGAUGGGCGCAGUUUGGUGAGCAUUUGGAAAACCUGUUUUUGAAGGAAAGACACUUUUCGGACGCCGUUCAAGCUUUGGUGUGCUUCCUGCAGGCAGCAAAGCUUAGCACCGAAUCAAAAUCCCGAAAAUACAUCGUUAAGGUGAUGUGGCUGCUAAAAUUCGACUGCGACAACGUCAUGCAUGAGCAUCUACUCACCUACGGUUUGACUAUGCCUCCUGGCAACUGGGUGUUUUGGAUCCCGCAGCUCCUGUCGCAUUUGUACGAAUAUCACAAGACUGCCGUUGUUACAUUGUUAAAGUACAUUUCGAGGACGUAUCCAGAAAUUGUCUUUUAUUACACCAAGGCAAUGGCACGUGAUAUUAGUGCUUCCUAUGAAGCACAAGGCGUUGUCCCUACCGAUGACGUGUAUCUGCAGGAAAUCCUCACGGAAAUCGAAACUGGCCAUUCGAGUCUUUACACGGUUCUUACGAACAUUCAUCGUGAGUUGUGCAACGAAUUUCGCGAGACAUGGAUCGAAAAGGCGAUUCACCUGGCUCAUUCAAUGCUGCAGUACUGUCGGCGGUAUGCAUUCGAACACAGAAACGACAUGGACGACAGUCUGCUCCCGACUUACUUAAGGAGUCAGCUAACGAAAAUCUAUGAUCUCGUGUCAUUCGACAAUGAUCUAUUGAUCAAAGUUGAAAAUAUUUUUGGCAAUGUGGAUUUUGCUCCGUACGCCUCUCGAAACAUCACUCCAGUCACCGAAAUGCUAUCGAGGCUCUGUCGACGCUUAGAGACGUACUACUUCGAUUUGCCACAUUCUAGCUUCCUGCCUGACUACAGUUUGUACCUGUCGUUUUACAGCAGUAGGGUGGCGCAGAUCAACAUUCCUGGAGAAUCGCUCUUUGCUAGGGUGCGUGAUUCUCACAACUUUAUGCUUUGUGGGAGAUCUUUCCUUUUUUACGUCAUUUAUUGUCGCUAUACUUUUGGAUUAUUAUAAAU